AUGGAAGAACUAAAAGAUAAAAGUUUACAUUUAACAGCUGAAAAACUAGCUGAAGAACUUCAAAAAAUGGACAUAUAUAAUGAAUUUUACGAAGACUUGCAGAUGUUAGCUGCUUCUCAAGACGUAUCCAUAGACGACUUUAAAAAGACCCUAGUUCAAGCAGUGAACUUAGGGAGCAUGGAAACUAAUCUGAGAAACGCGGUAUUCCAUUGGUUGAGAAGUCAUGGAAAUAAUAAACAAAUUGUGGUUAGAGACGAAAUAACGAGUAGAGAAUCAUUAGAUUAUUUGAGAAAAGCUCAAAUAACGUGGGAAAGAAGAAUACAGAAAUCAUUAGAAUCUAUGUGCGAGGAAAUAGGUAUAAAUCUAUCUUGUCUUAGGUCCAGUGCUGAUCGAGAUGAAAUGUUACAAAAAUGGAACGAACUCAGUACAUAUAAUACGAGUUUAGAAAGACUGAGACCGGUGUAUGCACCGAAAGAUUUUUUAGAAGUGUUAUUUUCAUUACAUAAUCCUAAUUACCGAAUGAUAUCUGAUGAUAUGAUAUGGGAUUUUACGUAUUUGCCACUGAAAGUUAAGACACUACAAGAACUUAAACAUCAUUACAGGGAUUUGGCCACUGCCGAUUUGCUGUUAGGCUUAACGUGUUGUCAAUGUCUGACGACGCUGUCGAGCGGAUCGACAUCACAAGGAGAGCAAGAACGAAUCACUUUGGGCGAAAAAGUUCUACAGCAUCAGCAUGCGCCAGUGUGUCAAGAGUUUCUAAAAUUAGGCGCACCGCGAAGUCUCCGAGGCAAGCUCUGGGCACAGAUUCUAGGAUCCAGUGUGAAGUCUUCGGAACAACAUUACUCGGAAUUAAAACAACGGGUGUUGCACUAUGAUAUGCUGAUCGACAAAUUAAUCACGAAAGACGUUCAACUAACAGCGUGCAACGAUGACCAAUAUUUCGUGUUUGAAGACGUCUUACAUCAGAUAAUGUUGUGUUUUACUCGCGAUACUGAYGUGUUGUCAGUGUUCAACAACUCGACCAGCCAUCCUAUACUCACGUCAUUGAAGGGCAAACCACCUAUGGAGGCAAUAUAUCCUCCCAACGGCAUUAUACCUUUUCAUGGUUUUACAAUGUAUGGUAAGGACUAUCUAAGAACAAUCAAUGAUCAUCUGCAAUCAUCGUAG
Diuraphis noxia (Russian wheat aphid) is the source of this 1167-nucleotide messenger RNA. Its product is annotated as TBC1 domain family member 19. The record is from RefSeq and is a predicted model, not a curated record. Lineage: Eukaryota; Metazoa; Arthropoda; Insecta; Hemiptera; Aphididae.